Molecule: messenger RNA, 6309 nt
Organism: Oncorhynchus kisutch (coho salmon)
Lineage: Eukaryota; Metazoa; Chordata; Actinopteri; Salmoniformes; Salmonidae
Gene: adamts15a
Product: ADAM metallopeptidase with thrombospondin type 1 motif, 15a
Exons: 8
Coding region: 234-3137 (967 amino acids)
Biological process (GO): extracellular matrix organization; proteolysis
Molecular function (GO): zinc ion binding; metalloendopeptidase activity
Source: RefSeq, a predicted model, not a curated record
AGGCUACUCAUGACGCAAAAGCAUAAAGUCCACAGAAGGCAUCAAUCGGCUCAGCAGACAGGUAGAUGAUGGGAACGGGUCAGAUACUGAAGGAUUUUGCACUGAGCGGACUUGUAACGGCAAUGUUUUAGAAUAGCCUUCCAUUUGCGCCUUGGAUUAUUCUCUGUUGUAUCGAUCACUCAUUACGACUGCAUUAGAGGGAACGUUUACGGCUCUGUUGUUCAUUUAAAUUCAUGAUCAGUACAUUAGGUUACUCAAUAAAAUCAAUCAUGGUGAUGUUCAUAAGGACAAUAUUGCUCUAUUGUUUCGUGAUUCUACACUCCAGAUCCGUUAAUUGCAUGGAGAGUGAAAGUGAACUUUGCUACCCUAUUAGACUGGAUGACAAACAAUAUGAGCAUAAUGUUUUUGACAACGGCGAGGAUAUUCUUACGGGGAUAAUUGUUCUUAAAAUAAGCGCCUUCCAGCAGGAGCUAGUGCUUGAUUUGCAUCCAGAUUCAAAUUUCCUUGCCCCCACCGUCUCUGCCUCCAGUCCAGCUGCAAGCGGGGACCUGAGCAGGUGUUUUUACUCUGGUUAUGUCAACUCAGACCGGCUCUCAUACGCAGCGCUGAGUCUGUGCAAGGGCUUGCAAGGCGCAUUCGGUUUCAAAGGCUGGGAAUAUUUCAUCAACCCUGUCCACAAUGACACCACUUCAGGAAAUACCAUGAGCGCCGAGAGCGUGCAUGUUAUCCGGCGCCGUAGCAACGAUAACUUCAACGGUAACUCGACCUCCAGGUGCGCGGUGGACACGGGUCUGAGUCCCGACGUCGCCGCGUCUUUGGAGAAAUACAAGCACUUUUACAAAGGGCACAAUGUGACUGAAACAAUGUUAAAAGGUAUCCAAGGUAGAUCCAAGAGAUUUGCCUCCAUCCCCAGAUACGUGGAGACGCUGGUUGUUGCUGAUGAGUCCAUGGCUAGUUUCCAUGGAGAUGACCUUAAACAUUACCUCUUGACACUCAUGUCUGUGGCAGCUAGGCUCUACAAACACCCCAGUAUUCUCAACUCCAUCAACAUUGUUGUUGUCAAGUUCAUUGUGCUAACUGAUGAUGACAAAGGACCCAAAGUCUCAGGCAAUGCAGCAAUGACGCUGCGUAACUUCUGCACUUGGCAAAAAAAGAUGAAUAAGAAUAACGACAAGCAUCCAGACUAUUGGGAUACUGCCAUACUGUUCACCAAGCAGGACCUGUGUGGAGCCUCCACCUGUGACACCCUGGGCAUGGCUGACGUGGGCACCAUGUGUGACCCCAAGAGAAGCUGCUCUGUGAUAGAAGACGACGGUCUGCCCUCCGCCUUCACCACUGCUCACGAGCUUGGCCACGUGUUCAACAUGCCGCAUGACAAUGUGAAGGCGUGUGAGGAGACGUUUGGGAAGCUGAAGGACAACCACAUGAUGUCCCCUACCCUGAUCCAGAUCAACAGGACCAGCCCCUGGUCCCACUGCAGCGCAGCCAUCAUCACUGACUUCCUGGACAGCGGACAUGGUGAGUGUCUGCUGGAUCAGCCCCUGAAGCCUCUGGCCCUGCCUGAAGUCCUCCCUGGAUCCUCCUACAGCCUGGACCGGCAGUGUGAGCUGGCCUUCGGAGAUGGCUCCAAGCCCUGUCCCUUCAUGCAGCCGCCCUGUGGUCGGCUCUGGUGUACAGGGAAGUCCCGGGGCCAGCUGGUGUGUCAGACACGUCACUUCCCCUGGGCUGAUGGCACCGCCUGUGGGGAUGGAAAGUUGUGUAUGAGGGGCGUCUGCAUGGAUAAGAUGGAUAUACACAAGACUAAGGUGGACGGGCGGUGGGGGAGGUGGGGUUUGUUUGGCUCCUGCUCCCGUACGUGUGGCGGGGGUGUCCAACUGGCCAAGAGGGACUGUAACAACCCAGUGCCCUCCAACGGGGGCAAAUACUGCCAAGGGGUCCGGGUCAAGUACCGCUCCUGUAGCCUGAACCCCUGCUCUGACACAGGUAAAAGCUACCGCGAGGAGCAGUGUGAGGCGUUUAACGGGUUCAGCCUCAACACCAACCGGCUUACUCCCUCGGUGGUCUGGGUCCCCAAGUACUCCGGGGUCUCCCCCAAGGACAAGUGCAAGCUCAUUUGCAGGGCCAACGGCACCGGAUACUUCUACGUCCUUGCACCCAAGGUGGUGGAUGGGACCCCAUGUUCUCCAGACUCCUCAGCAGUGUGUGUCCAGGGGAAGUGUAUCAAGGCUGGUUGUGACGGCAAGCUGGGCUCCAACAAGAAGUUUGACAAGUGUGGCACCUGUGGAGGUGACAACAAGAGCUGCAAGAAGGUGUCAGGACUCUUCACCAAACCCAUACACGGUUACAACUUUGUGGUUAUGCUUCCGGUGGGGGCAUCCAACAUAGACGUACGGCAGCGCGGCUACAAGGGCCUGGUGAGUGAUGACAACUACCUGGCGGUGAAGAACAGCCAGGGCCAGUACCUGCUUAACGGGAACUACGUGGUUUCUGCCGUGGAGAGGGACAUCAUCGUGAAGGGUAGCCUGCUGAGGUACAGCGGUACGGCCGGCCUGGCAGAGACCUUGCUGGCUGUGAAGCCGCUCCGCGAGGCCCUCACUGUGGAGGUCCUGUCUGUCGGUCAAAUGACCCCUCCCCGCAUCCGCUACUCCUUCUACCUGGCCCGCGAGAGCAAGGACAAGAAGAAAGAGGAACGGACGAGGUCACAUAACAGUGUUCUAGCGGAGGACGUGGGUGGGGGGCAGAAGGGAGGAGAAGGAGGGGAUCUCCUGAAGAAGUCCUCAUACAGUAUUGAGGGACCCAUUCCAGGUAAGUGGUCCGCGGCCAUGUGGGACGAGUGUUCGGUGACGUGUGGGAGAGGGGUGCAAGGGAGGCUGGUGCAGUGCCUGGGGCAGGACGGAGAGCCAGGGCUGGACUGUGACUCCAUCGUGAGGCCCUCGGCUACCAGGGUGUGUGGGGACCCUUGUCCGGUGUGGGAGAUUGGGGAGUGGUCGCCCUGCUCCAGGAGUUGCGGGAAAGGCUUCAAGAGGCGGCCGCUGCGCUGUACCACGCAGACGGGGUUGCAGCUGCCCCGGGACCACUGCAGUGCGGGGAAACGCAAGCCACAGGAACUGGACUUCUGUCACCUAAAGCCCUGUUAACACACCAUGAACCCUCCUUUUGUUGCCUCCUAGUCUACAGUACUAUCCCUCCUCAAUGGACUGGUGUGUUUUUCAAAAAUGCUUUUGACAAAGAAAAGACAAAACCAACUAGAAUAAACAAUCCCAAUAAUGAUCCUGAACUUUGUUUCUGGUGUAUCUGGCAUCUGCCUGCAGAAUGGGACAAAUGUGAAGAAUGAAGGACCCAAUGUUGUUGGAAAGACAGAGAGACUGAGAGGGAACUGUGCUGUAAUCUUUAGGUCAUUGGUUAGUUGGUUACCGGUAACACUUUUGAAGAGCCAAUAUUACAGAAACAGUUGGUGUUGUUUGUAUUUUUUGUUACAAUCCCAAUGUAUUCUAGAUUGUAUUCUAGAAUGUCCAUAUGCCAGCAAUCCAUCCAGUUGACCUGAUGAAUCUGGAACCAAUGCACCAUCUUGUCCCUCUCUGGUGUUGUAAAGUUCAGGUUCUGUGGGACAUAGCAGAACUCUAAGUUGCUCGCGAGCCAACUGUCCACGCAGCUUUCUCACCUACUUAUCCUGAAGCCAGACAUUGUGGGAAAAUAUAGAGAAAACGUAUGGAAAAACCAUCUGCUAACUGGACCAAGAUCAUAAUGCCCUUGUACUGCAUGAGAAUACUUUAUACUGCAAAAAUACUUAUUGUAUCCCCUUUACGUCCAGAGGUAGAAUAAGAAUCAGGAGAAAUGGUUGUACUAUACAGAGUAUUGUACUGAGUAUUAUUGCACCGGAUAUUACCAGUAGAUACAGUAUCAUGGUAAUUAUUCCACACCUGGUUCUAGAAUUCACAUGUUCUUAUUAGGAAUUAAUUUGGUAAGCAUAGAAUGUGAUGAUAGGAUGUCUGUUCCGUGAUCCACGAAAAUAAUUGUUUUCCUAUGGUGUUCUGCUCCUCCACGACAUGAAAAUAUGCCUACACAUUUUUUUUGUAAUGACAAAAAGGGGUAGUGCAAUGGGGAUAUCAUAUCUGUUUCCCUUGUGUUCCUCUUGCAAACAAUACAGAAGAGCAGAAAUAAACCUGUCCUUGGAUGCAGCAUAAGACAUUAACUUUCUACAGAACUUUGACAGACAGCAGAACUUCAGUAACGGAAACUGUUACAGAAAUAGAUGCAAAAAUUGUCCUAUUGGCUGCUUUAGAAAAAGCCCCAUACAGUAGUGUAGUCAGUCCCUAGAAGCGAACUGGGACAGGAAAAAGGAAACUCGCUACCGACGCCUCUGUAGUAGUCUGCACUCUGUCACCACCACACCAGUGUGUUAGCGAGAGAGAGAGAGAGCUUUCAGCGAUGUCAUCAUCCUCUACGUUAGGCUGCGCCCAGCCCCACACUAAGUUAGGCUGCGCCCCAGCCCCUGACUUCACCGGCCGUUACCACGUUGUUCAGUUCAGUUUAGCAGAGACCGAUGUUGACUCAGCCUGUUUGAUUCUCCCUCCCUCUACACGGAUUGAGGUGGAUUUAACAAGUGAAAUCAAUAAGGGAUCAUAGCUUUCACCUAGAUUCCCCUGGCCACUCUAUGUCAUGGAAAGAGCAGGUGUUCAUGAUGUUUUGUACACUCAGUGUACACCGUCCAACGAAAUGCUAACUUGCAGAUACCUUCUCCCUUUCAUUCUCCCUUUCAUUCUCCCUUUCCCCACCGUCCCCUCCACACAUGCACAUGGACAGACAGUGUGUUCCAAUAUCUGCACUGGCAGACCACAAGGAAUUAAGCAGUGGGUGUCGGGCAUGCAUUCUUCCAAGUAGUGUGCUAGUAUAGAUGCAGUAUUUGAACUUGUACUAGGACAAGCAUGUAAGCAUCUUUAUCACUGGGUUUGAUUGUGUGUUCAUUGUUGCCCUUAUCAUUCCAAUUGUUGAGCCAGCGGUGCAGCUUCUGAAAUCCUGUCAAAGUGUUUGGCUUAGUUGCCAUAGCCAAGUUAUUAUCAUUGAAAUUAAAUCAUCAAAGUGGUAUAGAAAAAUUUCCUAAUCUUUCUGAGACUGUGACAGAAUGUGUGUUCUGUUGGAGCUCUCUGUUCCAUCCUGUCCACAGCCGGAGCCCUAAGGCGAGAGGCAAGCUGUUCUUUGUACACAGUUAAUGAAACCCCCUGUAAUCCAUUAUAUGCUUCUUGUUUUGGUUCUUCAGAGGGACCACAUUGUCCAUCUACACGAUGGUUCCUGUAUUACUUGGAAUAUUUUAUUUGUCAUUUAUCUUUUGCACUUUGUACAGCAAAAGAGUGCAAUGUCAUGUCUUUGUAUACUAUGUAUACAUCCAUUCCGCUUUGCGCAAAAUAAGUAUUGUAAAUACUUUUUCAUGUUUUUUUGGGGGGGGGGGGGUUUAUCUACGCUGGCAAUUUUUUUUAUUGUAUUUGACAUCAAGAUAUUUAUUCCAAAUAAAAACAUUUACACAUCUGUUCACUCCCCUCUUCAAAAUAUCUUUGGUUCUCACAGUCGUCCUCAGGCUUGUUGCCAACGAUAAAUGAAAAAGCUUCCCACUGGGUACAAACUGGUUGACUCAAUGUAAUUUGUCAAUGUUUUGUGACAUGGAAUCUAUGUGAAAAAUACAUUAGAUUUGAAAAAGUCAUCAAUGUAAACUGUUGUUUUGGGGGUAAAAUUUAAACCACAGGAUUAUUUCAUCAUGGUAAACAUACACAAAUCCAUCUCAACCAAAAAUACAAGUUAAAGAAUGGGACUAAAUCAAAUCAAACUUUAUUUAAAGUGCAUUUUAAGUUUGAUUUAUUUUAGUCUUAUUAUUUAACUUUGAUUUUUGGUUGAGAUGGAGACAUGAAUUCAACAUAUAAAUUAUUAAUUUGUAGACCAACUGGAAUUACAGCCAGUGGCACAGAUGGAACUAUCCAAGCAGAAGAUACAUCUCUUUCAAACUAAUGUAACAUUCAACCUUAAAAUGAUGAACACAUUCAUAGCCACAUUGAGGCUACUGUCUAACUAUGCAUUUCUUCUUAUGAAUCAUAUAAAGCGUGCAUGUUCAAGAUAGCAUGCAUAGGUCGUUGCAGGUCUAUGGAGAUCUUCACAAUUGUUGUAAUAAUCUGUGCAGAAUCUCAAACGGCAUUGAUCACUUGUACCAUGUACUUUUAAUGUAAUCUCAACUCCAAUCCAGGUAAUUUGGUUCUGACCAAGCACAGUGAUAACACAUGAAUCUGUUUUAUAAAUAAACAAAGAUCUGACAUUGUAUUCCCA